UUGCAGAAAUAUAGGACUCCCUUUAGCAGAACAUCAUUUGCGGUCUUCUCUCUCUUUUUAACACAUGCAAUGGCUGGAGAUAUAGUCUAUGCUGACAUCAAAACUGUUAAAUCUCCACUGCAGAGAUCUGAUUCUCACCACCAUGGAAUUUUCCUGAAAGUUGAGUGUGCAAUGAUUAUCAUCCUCCUUGUGAUAACAAUUGUGCUGAGCAUUUUUGUUAUCCAACUCAAAUCUGCAAGACAUAAUAAGGUGGAUAAUGAAUCAAAAGAGAAAUACUGUACUGGGAAAAAUAAAUCUGGAACAAUCACCUCAAUAGUUUCUUCUAACUCUUCUACUGCUCAUAAAUCAUGCCCCUCCAAAGAUUGGAAGCUACAUGAGGGAAAAUGUUACUGGGUUUCUGAAAAUAAGAAAUCUUGGAAUGAAAGUAAAAAUGACUGCGCCAUGAAAAAUUCACAUCUCAUGGUGAUUCAAGACUUCAUUGAUAUGAGUUUCCUAUGGUUGUACCUAAAUACUUCAGCCUUUUAUUGGAUUGGCUUGAGCAUUCCCCCUGGAGGCCGCUCAUGGACCUGGGUGGACAACAGCUCUUUUGAUCCCAGUCUGUUUUCAAUAAAAGAAAAACAACCUCAGACCCGGAGCAUGAAAUGUGCCCAUGUGUCUCUUAGUAGGACAGCUGAACAAAAUUGUAAAGACAAUAAUCAGUGGAUUUGCCAACUGUAACCCACUCUGCAAAACAUCAGUCUCCAUUUUUCUGACUGAAAGACACCAGGUGAAGGUUGAACUCACACCAUAGGAAAGUCCAGAGGGUUGUGUGUUUCCUAGAGGGCUGUGUGUGUGCAUGUGUGUGUGAGUGUGUGUGUGUUCAUUUAUGAUUGGUGUGAGUAUAGUACUAUUUCUCAGAGAUAUGGGAAAGGUGCCAGAGAAAAGAAAAUGUUAUAUAAAUGAGUAGAUAUGAUGAAUAUAUUUUUUCACGUGAAUUAUCAAGGCAAUUAUUCAAUCAUCAGUCUCAUUAUGCCUGUAUUUUUGGAACUUCAGUCUUUAUCUUCUUUAUACCUUUCCUCUACAAUAUUCUUAGCUAAUGUCUUACCUUCUCCAAGUUUCCAUUACCACAUGCAAAACAAUACAUAUCAAAUUUAUAUUUCUAGCCCAGAGCAGCAGAUCCACAUACUGUACUGCCUAUUUAACACAUCAAAUCUAAAAUCUCAAAGGUACUUCAAACACAAUAUAUAAAAAUAAUUCAUUAACUUUCCUCACAAAAGAAACCAUCUUCCAGUACUCCACA
Messenger RNA from Ceratotherium simum simum (southern white rhinoceros), 1279 nucleotides. It is a transcript of the gene CLECL1, whose product is annotated as C-type lectin like 1. Gene Ontology annotation, cellular component: plasma membrane. Lineage: Eukaryota; Metazoa; Chordata; Mammalia; Perissodactyla; Rhinocerotidae. The record is from RefSeq and is a predicted model, not a curated record.